AUGCUUUUUCUGCCGGAAUCCCAUGGACGUUUUCCAGUCGGAGCGACUACCUUCAAGCUUCCCGUAUCCACGAAAGUGCUGGGCACUGCGAAGAUACACAGACAUGAUCACGGUGACGGCGGACCUUCAGUGAAACCUGCUUUACAACUCGAUGAAGUCAUAUUCACUGCCUAUCAUCCUGCGGACGUAAAGGGCAGCAAUAUUAAGAAAGGCCUGGACUGGCUUCUCCGGUCAGUAUCGGGUCCGCUGCAAGCAUCUCUACAUGGGUAUGCUCAUUAUUCAGGCAGGUAUUGGAUUUCCACCUGGUUUUUAUGGCCUAUCGUGUAUCUCUACGGUCGCCUAGUGAAAAUCCCAGUUUAUCCAAAUGCACCUCUUUUGAGGCAACGCACCACUGCGUCUCCAGAGCAUACUCAGGCUAGAUCUGGAACUCGUCCUUCAAGUUGGCCUCUGGUAAUAUUCUCACACGGUCUGGGCGGUAGCCGGACAGCCUACAGUCAGGUGUGCACUCGUCUUGCAUCUUCGGGACGAGUGGUUCUAGCCAUCCAGCAUCGUGAUGGCUCAGGUCACGCAUUCAUUUCAUUGACUACCGGACCCAGACUCUACGUCAGGGAGAAGGACUUGAUUUGGACUUCAAAUGAUGAAAAAACGAUGGUUGAUUUUCGACAGCAACAGCUGGCUUUUAGGCGACAUGAGAUAUACCUUGCAUUCCGUAGCUUUAAGCAAUUAAUUCAAGAUGGAUACCAAGGUUCAAGCCAUGGCUUACAGUCUAUCGACAAAAAACCCAUCGACUGGUCUUCAUGGUCAAGCGACGUCGAUACCAAGGCAGUUGAAUGCGACAAAGACGUCCUCCUUGCUGGACAUUCCUUUGGUGGUGCUACCAUUUUCACAAUCCUUUCUACGGAUCCUCCUGUCGACGUCUCUGCACCCAUUCCUGUCCAUAAAGCCUUGAUCUUGGAUCCUUGGCUAGAACCGAUCCCUUCCCCUGGCCCAUGCCCACCCCCUCAGGGACCAGGCGAUGCUUUGCCUCAGUUGCUUGUCAUAAACUCUGAGAAAUUCAGCCUAUGGAAGGAUCAUUUCGCACGACUGAUCGGCGUGGUGCAAGCCUGGGAGCCCGAGAGACGGAGAGUACUGACCAUCUUACGCUCACAGCAUGAAUCAUUCUCGGAUUUUGCUCUCCUUCCGCUUGUUUCUCGGAGAGCUGCACGCAUAGUAAUGGAUAGAAUUAUGGAAUUAUCAGAGGCAUUUAUAGAUGGUAGUAUAGACACGUUUGUGGACGAAACUGCGACUAGGAAGAUGGAAAUCCGUAUAGUUGGGAAAAAGCCAGACGGUUCACCACAACGACAGCUUGUGGGCGAGGUCGGGGAGCUCAUAGCUUACUGAAUCAGAUGCUUUACCAUAAGCGCCCAUAGAUAAUCAAAUUGACUAUCAGUUU
This is a messenger RNA of Suillus subaureus, 1432 nucleotides long. RefSeq names its product platelet-activating factor acetylhydrolase, isoform II-domain-containing protein. The transcript is spliced from 8 exons. Gene Ontology annotation, molecular function: 1-alkyl-2-acetylglycerophosphocholine esterase activity. Bases 1 to 1380 code for a protein of 459 amino acids. NCBI's taxonomy places the organism in Eukaryota, Fungi, Basidiomycota, Agaricomycetes, Boletales, Suillaceae. The record is from RefSeq and is a predicted model, not a curated record.